Molecule: messenger RNA, 1871 nt
Organism: Bombyx mandarina (wild silkworm)
Lineage: Eukaryota; Metazoa; Arthropoda; Insecta; Lepidoptera; Bombycidae
Gene: CCT7
Product: chaperonin containing TCP1 subunit 7
Biological process (GO): protein folding
Molecular function (GO): ATP binding; ATP hydrolysis activity; ATP-dependent protein folding chaperone
Source: RefSeq, a predicted model, not a curated record
AACAAAAAUUGAAAAUUUCAUGAUUGUCAUUGUCAACGUCAAAUGUAUUUUUCUCUGGAACGAAAUUAGAGACAGUGAAACAAAUCUAGCAAAAUGCAACCGCAAAUACUUUUACUGAGGGAGGGAACGGACCAGACGCAGGGCAAGCCUCAGCUCGUCUCCAACAUCAAUGCCUGUCAACUUGUCGUCGAUGCGGUCAGAACCACCCUGGGUCCCCGUGGUAUGGACAAGCUGAUUGUAGAUCACAAUGGAAAGGCGGUUAUAUCAAACGAUGGUGCAACGAUCAUGAAGCUACUGGAUAUCAUUCACCCUGCCGCUAAGACUCUUGUGGAUAUUGCAAAGUCUCAAGAUGCCGAGGUUGGCGAUGGAACCACCUCGGUAGUGAUAUUGGCCGGUGAAAUUCUGAAGAGGUUGAAGCCGUUUGUUGAAGAAGGUGUUCACCCUCGUGUUCUGAUCAGAGCAGUCAGAACAGCGUCAAGACUGGCCAUUGAGAAAAUCAAGGAGCAAGCUGUGAAAAUUGAUAAUAAGUCGCCUGAGGAACAAAGAGAUCUCCUAUUGAAGUGUGCAUCAACAGCGAUGUCAUCGAAACUGAUUCAUCAACAGAAGGAUCACUUCUCUAAGAUUGUUGUUGAUGCUGUCCUGUCUUUGGACACUCCACUUCUGCCUCUCGACAUGAUUGGAAUCAAGAAGGUCCCCGGUGGAGCUCUUGAAGACUCGUUCCUGGUACCCGGUGUGGCUUUCAAGAAAACUUUCAGUUACGCUGGCUUUGAGAUGCAGCCAAAGACAUACAAAGACUGCAAGAUCGCACUCCUCAAUAUUGAGCUGGAAUUGAAAGCUGAAAGAGACAACGCUGAGGUCCGGGUAAACAACGUGAGGGAAUAUCAGAAGGUUGUGGAUGCUGAGUGGCAGAUCUUAUACGAGAAGCUCGCCGCUUUGCAUGCUAGCGGAGCAAAUGUGGUCCUCAGCAAGCUGCCCAUCGGAGAUGUUGCCACACAAUACUUUGCGGACCGAGAUAUGUUCUGCGCUGGCCGAGUGCCCGAGGAAGACAUGCGGCGUACGGCGCGCGCCUGCGGGGGAGCCGUGCUCGCCUCAACGAGGGACCUCACGCCUCAAGUUCUAGGUCACACGGCGCUCUUCACGGAGAAACAGCUUGGAGCUGACAGAUACAACUUCUUUACUGGUUGUCCGGGUGCCAAGACAUGUACAUUGAUCCUGCGAGGUGGCGCGGAACAGUUCUUGGAGGAGACGGAGCGUUCUCUGCACGAUGCCAUCAUGAUAGUCCGGAGAACGAUCAAGAAUGAUGCUGUAGUGGCUGGCGGAGGUGCAGUGGACAUGCAAAUCUCUGCCCAUCUCCGGUCUCACUCUCUACAACUGGCUGGCAAGGAGCAGUUGGCUGUGGCGGCAGUGGCCCGAGCCUUUGAGGCCAUCCCUCGUCAGCUGGCAGACAAUGCAGGCCUGGACGGGACCGGACUCCUCAAUAAACUGAGACAGAAGCACGCCGCUGGGGAGCACACGCACGGUGUGGACGUUAUCAGUGGAGAGGUGGUGGAUAACUUUGCGAAGUGCGUGUGGGAGCCGGCCCUCGUCAAGCUUAACGCCGUGAGUGCCGCCUGCGAGGCCACCGCUCAGAUUCUAUCAGUGGAUGAGACCAUCAAGAAUGUCAAGGGCGGUGAAGAGGCGCAGAUGCCUGGUCGCGGCAUGGGCCGCCCUCGUAUGGGAUAGGACUCGACAAUGGCUAAUAACACUGCUAAUAACAGACUAUGAUCACUUAAAGUCGCUCGCGUCUGCACUGUCUCGCUUUUAGUAUUAUUCAUACUCCUAAUGUAAUAAUAAUAAUUUUAUUCAAUAAAUGGUACACUAAUUAAGGACUA